This is a messenger RNA of Racocetra fulgida, 245 nucleotides long. The record is from the annotation of a GenBank genome assembly. Lineage: Eukaryota; Fungi; Glomeromycota; Glomeromycetes; Diversisporales; Gigasporaceae.
AUGCCAUAUCUAAUUGAUAUAUUUUCAUGUAUAUUAAACAGAUCAAUUUGCACAACCACUUCCACCACCACCUGUCAACCUACUCGUACUUGCGAUGAAGAUUCAUCCCCAAAUUUUAAAUAUAAAGCUACUGAUACUUGUAAGGAUGGCUACCCAAAAACUGUUGGUAUUGAGGAUUCUGAUACCACCCCCUCCCCAAAACAAUCUGUUAUUGUCGUUUCGGGUGGUCACAAAUCCCCAAGCAG